Bombus pascuorum is the source of this 2111-nucleotide messenger RNA. RefSeq names its product neuronal acetylcholine receptor subunit alpha-10-like. The record is from RefSeq and is a predicted model, not a curated record. Gene Ontology annotation, biological process: nervous system process; monoatomic ion transmembrane transport; signal transduction. NCBI's taxonomy places the organism in Eukaryota, Metazoa, Arthropoda, Insecta, Hymenoptera, Apidae. Gene Ontology annotation, cellular component: neuron projection; postsynaptic membrane; synapse. Gene Ontology annotation, molecular function: acetylcholine-gated monoatomic cation-selective channel activity; transmembrane signaling receptor activity.
UAUCUUAAAAAUUCCAAAGAACGCAGUAGGAUUGAUAUAAACUUGAGGAAAAUUUUCAUUUAAUUCUAAUUCUUGCAACAAUACCACAGAACUAAUCUCGAGCUUGAAUUGGUCAUAGAUAACGAGGAAGAGAAUGUCUGUGCAAUUUGGAGCGACGAAAGCUGCGCUUAAUUUCAUCAUAGCGGUUAAUUGCGGUCUACUAAUCGAACGAAAUUUGUAAUCGACGGAAGUGGAGCUGCUCUUUGGAGGAUCGACCGCGAACGCAUGAAACACCAGAAUGGUUCCAACCUUGUACAAGCAGUCAGUUUGUUUAACAUUCGUGUCUGCAUUGUUUGAAACGCCUGCGCGAAUUUCCUUGGGAAUGGACGUGGGUGGUAGGGGUAGCGCGGGAUUCAGGGUCGAAAUUGCACGGUGGUUGAAAAGCAUCGGACAUCAGUCGAGGACAGGCGGUCUCGCGUUUAAGUGGUCUAUCAAUUCCAUGUCGCCUUUGGUCCUGUUCUUUCAUUACGGAGUUCUGGCCAUCAUUUUCGGGAACGGUUUUGGGGAUGAACACGAAUACAGACUGACAAAGUAUUUGCUCGAUGGGUACGACGCCGGUGUACGACCAGCUAAAAAUUUCUCCCAACCCCUGUCGGUUGUCUUUGGCCUUUCUCUUCAUCACAUAAUCGACGUGGACGAGAAGAACCAGAUACUGACGACCAACUGUUGGUUGACGCAAACCUGGACGGACCAUCACCUGAAAUGGAACGCCUCGGAAUUCGCUGGAAUUCAAGUGAUCCGCGUUCCUUACAACCGUGUCUGGAGACCGGACACGAUUCUGUACAACAACGCCGAUCCACAAUACAGCUCGGCAGUCAUCAAUACGAACGUGAUAGUCAGCCACACAGGACAAGUGGUGUGGUUAAGCCAUGGAAUAUUUCGCAGCAGCUGCGACAUCAACGUAGAGUUCUUCCCUUUCGACGAGCAACGAUGCGUCCUGAAAUGGGCCUCUUGGACGUACGAUGGAUACCAACUGGAGCUGGAGAGGCAAAGCGAAGAGGGAGACGUGAGCAAUUACCAAGCAAACGGUGAAUUCGACCUGCUUGAGUUCUCUGCGAGAAAAAACACCGAAUACUACUCCUGCUGCCUGGAACCGUAUCCAGAUAUUACUUACGAGAUACGACUGCGACGACGACCGACAUUUUACGUCUUCAACUUGAUCCUUCCGUGCAUACUCAUCAACAGUGUCGCUCUGUUGGUAUUCUACGUGCCGUCUGAAUCGGGGGAAAAGGUCACCCUCGGGAUUUCGGCGCUUCUCUCCAUGACAGUCUUCCUAAUGACCAUUCGCGAGACACUGCCGCCCACGGAGAAAACACCGUUGAUAAGUCUUUAUUACGGAGUCAGCAUAUGCCUGGUAUCCUUCGCUUCGGGAUUAGCGGUAGUUACCUUGAAUCUUCAUCAUCGUGGCGUUCAAGGUACCAGAGUGCCUGGUAUCGUUCGAUCGUUGGUCUUGGACAAGCUCGCCAGGAUAGUGUUCCUUAAUUUCCAGGAGGAAAAGAGAUCGGACCCUGUCGAGCCUCCCAGAAGAAAAAACAAUUGUCCAUUGCACUGCAAACCGGAACUGGCCCAGUCGCAAUCGUCGCCCAAGUUCGUAACCAGAAGAGAGGAAAGUAACAGUAGCAGUCCUAGUUUAGAUCUUGGUAAAGAGAGCCUUGAAGCGCAAUGGUUGCGUGUACUGGGAAGAGUGCACGCGACGAUCGACAAGAAUGAGAAGCGUCUGGCGGAACAAGACCGCCGCGAACGAAUGGAAUUAGAUUGGAAACAAGUCGCAUUAGUCAGUGAUCGAGCAUUACUUUGCGUUUUCUUCUUGACGACGGUCGUCAGCACCACCGUUAUCCUCUGUGGCUCUCCACCAAACACGAAUAUCGCUAAAGAGGGAUAGAUUCGAGAAGAACGCUGAUAGGAAAAUUGUAUUAACCGGGCAGCGGAUUCGACUAACUUUGUUUCGAAUAAGAUCGAUGGAUUAAGUAUUAAGCACUGGUAACUAUAAGCAAUCUUAAGGAUAUGAUGUAUAAUGUUCGUCUAUCGGAGAUAAACUGCUGUGAAAAUAAAUUCUUUUUGUUUUAUGAGAA